AGGAUGCAUAGGUCCAGAGUAUAAAGGAAACCAGGAGCAGCUGGAGGCAAGUCGAACGAAGGCUGGGUGACUGGAGCUCCAGCCAUGGUGCCCAGCUUCCUCUCCCUGAGACUCUCCUGCUUGGGCCUGUGGGCUUCUGGGCUGAUCUUGGUCUUAGGCUUUCUCAAGCUCAUCCGCCUGCUGCUGCGGAGGCAGAGGUUGGCUAAGGCUAUGGGCAACUUCCCAGGGCCUCCAACUCACUGGCUCUUUGGACAUGCCCUGGAGAUCCAGCAGACGGGGAGCCUGGACAAAGUGGUGUCCUGGGCCCACCAGUUCCCAUAUGCCCACCCACUCUGGUUCGGACAGUUCAUUGGCUUCCUGAACAUCUAUGAGCCCGACUAUGCCAAAGCUGUGUACAGCCGUGGGGACCCUAAGGCCCCUGAUGUGUAUGACUUCUUCCUCCAGUGGAUUGGGAGAGGCCUGCUAGUUCUUGAGGGGCCCAAGUGGUUCCAGCACCGCAAGCUGCUCACACCUGGCUUUCAUUAUGAUGUGCUGAAGCCCUAUGUGGCUCUGUUCGCUGAGUCCACACGUGUCAUGCUGGACAAGUGGGAAGAGAAGGCUAUUUUGGAUGAUCUGGGCAAAAUGACUUAUCUGACCAUGUGCAUCAAGGAGAGCUUCCGCCUCUACCCACCUGUGCCCCAGGUGUACCGCCAGCUCAGCAAGCCUGUCACCUUUGUGGAUGGCCGGUCUCUACCUGCAGGAAGCCUGAUCUCUAUGCACAUCUAUGCCCUCCAUAGGAACAGUGCUGUAUGGCCCGACCCUGAGGUCUUUGACCCUCUGCGCUUUUCCACUGAGAAUGCGUCCAAACGCCAUCCCUUUGCCUUUAUGCCCUUCUCUGCUGGGCCCAGGAACUGCAUCGGGCAGCAGUUUGCCAUGAGUGAGAUGAAGGUGGUUACAGCCAUGUGCUUGCUCCACUUUGAGUUCUCUCUGGACCCCUCACGGCUGCCCAUCAAGAUGCUCCAGCUUGUCCUGCGCUCCAAGAAUGGCAUCCACCUCCACCUGAAGCCACUGGGCCCUGGGUCUGGGAAGUAGCUCUGAUGAGAAUGGGGCCCUGGAUGGCUCAGGCUGUGACGUCUCCCUGGGCACCACCCUCCCCGGGCUGGAUGUAGAGGAGUUGGGGCACCCUGCCUUCAGAAGGCUUGUAGUUUAGAAGGGGACUAGGCAUUACCAUAGACAACUCCUAGAGGACAGUGCUAUGUACAGAUGUGUGUCUAUAAAUGUUUAUCAUUCAUUUAGUCAACAAACAUUUGGUGAGCACCUAUUUGGUUCAAGAAACUUCAUUUAUCUCCUGUAAUUGGCAAACUUAAAAAUGCAGCAGAAACUUACAUUCCAACCUUAGAGAGACUCAUAGUGAACACAAGGAAAGUUUUGCCCUGAGAUUCGUGGUUAUGACUGGAUACCACUGAAUAGAAGAAUGGCUUAGGGGAUUGCCCCUUCACUGAGAUGUGUUUCUUUGUUUAACUUUGUAUGUGUGUAUUUCGAAUAUAACAGACAUAAGAAAAAAUUGCCUAAACGAAGACUGUAUAAAAUAAUAAAUAAUUCUGAAGCA
Mandrillus leucophaeus (drill) is the source of this 1588-nucleotide messenger RNA. It is a transcript of the gene CYP4B1, whose product is annotated as cytochrome P450 4B1. NCBI's taxonomy places the organism in Eukaryota, Metazoa, Chordata, Mammalia, Primates, Cercopithecidae. The record is from RefSeq and is a predicted model, not a curated record. Gene Ontology annotation, molecular function: monooxygenase activity; iron ion binding; oxidoreductase activity, acting on paired donors, with incorporation or reduction of molecular oxygen. The transcript has 9 exons. The coding region runs from base 85 to 1071 and encodes 328 amino acids.